Molecule: messenger RNA, 2394 nt
Organism: Manis javanica (Malayan pangolin)
Lineage: Eukaryota; Metazoa; Chordata; Mammalia; Pholidota; Manidae
Source: RefSeq, a predicted model, not a curated record
AUGGUAUUUUCUCGGAAAGAAAAUCUCGGGGCGCGGCGACUACUGCUUUUGUUUCUGCUCUUUCCGGUCUGGGAGACCAGUACUGGCCAGGUCCACUACUCGGUCCCAGAGGAGGCCAAACACGGGACCUUCGUGGGCCGCAUCGCCCAGGAUCUGGGGCUGGAGCUGGCGGAGCUGGUGCCGCGCCUGUUCCGGGUGGCGUCCAAAGGCCGCGGGGACCUUCUGGAGGUAAAUCUGCAGAAUGGCAUUUUGUUUGUGAAUUCUCGCAUCGACCGCGAGGAGCUGUGCGGGCGGAGCCUAGAGUGCAGCAUCCACCUGGAGGUGGUCGUGGACAGGCCGCUGCAGGUUUUCCAUGUGGAGGUGGAGGUGAAGGACAUUAACGAUAAUCCGCCGGUUUUUCAAAUGACAGUAAAAAAUUUGUUUAUUUAUGAAUCUUGGCCGCCUGGUUCUCGGAUUCCGCUAGAGGGCGCAUCAGAUGCAGAUAUCGGAGCGAAUUCGUUGUUGACCUACAGUCUUAAGUCACAUGACUUUUUUACCUUGGAUAUUAAAAGAAAUGAUGAGGAAAUGAAAUCCCUUGGGCUCGUGUUGAAAAAACCUUUAAAUAGAGAGGACACUCCUGAGCAUCAGUUACUAAUAACGGCAGUUGAUGGUGGGAAACCAGAGCUCACGGGUACUACUCAACUGAAGAUCACAAUUCUAGAUGUAAAUGACAACGCCCCAGAGUUUGAGAGCGCUGUCUACAAAGUCAGAUUAUUCGAAAAUUCACCAAACGGGACCCUAGUAGUGAUUGUUAACGCCUCUGAUUUGGAUGAAGGAAUAAAUAAGGACAUUGUAUAUUCUCUUAAUACAGACACGUCAACAGAUACUUUGUCAAAAUUCCACUUAGAUCCGGUUAAUGGAUACAUCAGGGUAAAGGGUAACAUAGACUUUGAGGAAACUAAAUUAUAUGAAAUCCAGGUGGAAGCGACAGAUAAAGGAAACCCGCCAAUGGCAGGUCAUUGCACGGUUCUUGUGGAAAUUUUAGACACCAAUGAUAAUGUACCUGAGUUGGUCAUAAAAUCACUAUCGUUACCUGUGUUAGAAGAUGCUCCAGUUGGCACGGUGAUAGCCCUGAUCAGCGUGUCCGACCGCGACUCCCGUGCCAAUGGGCAGGUGACCUGCACCCUGGCGCCCCACGUCCCCUUCAAGCUGGUGUCCACCUUCAAGAAUUACUACUCGCUGGUGCUGGACAGCGCCCUGGACCGCGAGAGCGUGGAGACCUACGAGCUGCUGGUGACAGCGCGGGACGGGGGCUCGCCUCCGCUGUCGGCCACCGCCAGCGUGUCCGUGCAGGUGGCCGACGUGAACGACAACGCGCCGGCGUUCGCGCAGCCCGAGUACACGGUGUUCGUGAAGGAGAACAACCCGCCGGGCCGCCACAUCUUCACGGUGUCGGCGCGCGACGCGGACGCGCAGGAGAACGCGCGGGUGUCCUACUCGCUGGUGGAGCGGCGCGUGGGCGAGCGCGCGCUGUCGAGCUACGUGUCGGUGCACGCGGAGAGCGGCAAAGUGUACGCGCUGCAGCCGCUGGACCACGAGGAGCUGGAGCUGCUGCAGGUCCAGGUGAGCGCGCGCGACGCGGGCGUGCCGCCCCUGGGCAGCAACGUGACGCUGCAGGUGUUCGUGCUGGACGAGAACGACAACGCGCCCGCGCUGCUGCCGCCUGGGGCGGGCGGCGGCGGCGCGACGAGCCAGCUGGUGUCGCGGUCGGUGGGCGCGGGCCACGUGGUGGCCAAGGUGCGCGCGGUGGACGCGGACUCGGGCUACAACGCGUGGCUGUCGUUCGAGCUGCAGGCGGCGGCGGGGGGCGCGCGCAGCCCGUUCCGCGUGGGGCUGUACACGGGCGAGGUGAGCACGACGCGCGCGCUGGACGAGGCGGACGCGCCGCGCCAGCGCCUGCUGGUGCUGGUGAAGGACCACGGCGAGCCGGCGCUGACGGCCACGGCCACCGUGCUGCUGUCGCUGGUGGAGAGCGGCCAGGCGCCCAGGGCGUCGUCGCGGGCGUCGGCGGGCGCCCGGAGCACGGAGGCGGCGCUGGUGGACGUCAACGUGUACCUGGUCGUCGGCAUCUGCGCGGUGUCCAGCCUGCUGGUGCUCACGCUGCUGCUGUACACGGCGCUGCGGUGCUCGGCGCCGCGCAGCGAGGGCGCGUGCGGGCCGGGGCGGCCCCCGCUGGUGUGCUCCAGCGCGGUGGGGAGCUGGUCGUGCUCGCAGCCCAGGCGGCAGCGGGUGUGCUCUGGGGAGGGGCCGCCCAAGGCCGACCUCAUGGCCUUCAGCCCCAGUCUGUCCGACUCUAGGGACAGAGAGAAUCUGCAGGCAGCAAUUGGAAAUUCCCUUUCAAAGGUUAGUUUAUAA